Molecule: messenger RNA, 25326 nt
Organism: Pelobates cultripes (western spadefoot toad)
Lineage: Eukaryota; Metazoa; Chordata; Amphibia; Anura; Pelobatidae
Source: the annotation of a GenBank genome assembly
UAUUACCCCGCACAGCUCACCAUUGUCUCCAUACUGUAACCUGAGGGGACACUCACACUCCGGGGAGUGGACCCCGAGCGCUCAUUGUUUCCCGGGCGGCGGCCUAGUGCAGCCCCGGGUUGUAGUGGGAAGGUCCCCCAGGGGAGGAGGCGGGUCCUCGGGCUGAGGCCUAGCUCAGGGUGGAGCCUCGUGCUGUAGUAGGCGGCUCCCCGGCUCUCCCCGCCUGCUGGUGGGCGGCUCCCCGGGCUGUCAGUGCCAGGUGCCCGGCCCGGGAUGGCGGUGUGUGCCCGGCUGUGUGGGGUGGGCCAGUCCGGGGGCUGCCGGCGGAGGGGGCUGGAGGACGGGGAGGAGGACGAGGUGAGGAUCGAGGCCGGGCCGGCUCACAGUGGCCCCCGGGGGCCCCGCACUCUCCUCCAGCUCCCACCCGAGAUCCUGGUGGAGAUCUUCUCCUCCCUGCCCGGCCCCGAGCUGCCCAGCCUGGCCCAGGUCUGCAGGAAGUUCCGCCAGAUCCUCAACACGGACACCAUCUGGAAAAGGCGCUGCAAGCAGGGUGAGGCCUCCUGCACCAAAACUGGGAACCUGCCCCAGGGAGGGGGGGGGUACUGGGAUCCUGCCCCCAGGGAGGAGGGGGGUACUGGGAUCCUGCCCCCAGGGAGGAGGGGGGUACUGGGGAACCUGCCCCAGGGAGGAGGAGGGUACUGGGAUCCUGCCCCCAGGGAGGAGGGGGUACUGGGAUCCUGCCCCCAGGGAGGAGGGGGUACUGGGAUCCUGCCCCCAGGGAGGAGGGGGUACUGGGAUCCUGCCCCCAGGGAGGAGGGGGUACUGGGAACCUACCCCAGGAGGAAGAGUACUGGGAACCUGCCCAGGGAGGAAGAGGGGUACUGGGGGAAACUGCUUGCCCCAAAAGGAGGGAGGGAAUUACUGGGGAACCUGCCCAGGGAGGAGGAAGUACUGGGAACCUGCCUGGGAGGAAGGGUACUGGGGAACCUGCCCCACAGGAGGGGUACUGGGGGGCUGCCUAGGAGGAGGGUGCUGGGAACCUGCCCCAGGAAGGAGGGUACUGGGGGAAACUGCCCCCAGGGAGGAGGGGGGUACUGGGGGACCUGCCCAGGGAAGGAGGGUACUGGGGAACCUGCCCCCAGGGAGGAGGGGGGUAUUGGGAACCGCCCCCAGGGAGGAGCGGGUAUUGGGAACCUGCCCCAGGGACUCCUUACCCCCAGGAAAAUGGAAGGGGGUACGGGGCUUCUGACCCAGGAAAAGGGAGGUGGAUUUGGGGUCCCUGUUUAGGAAAGGGGGUCGGGGUGAGAUGCAAGGCUUCAAUCCCAGGGCAGGGUUACAGGGCUACUGUCCUCUGGGGCAGAACAGGCAGUGGUUAGUUAACACCAGGAUAUAAAGGGUGUGGCUACCAGGGGUCACUGUCACAGGGGUGAUUGAAUAGGGUGCUGAUAUGUGUGGAUACAGGGAAUCACAGCCAUUGGGGUACAAAAGACUGUUGCCAAGGGGUGGCUAUACUGAAUGUACUCUCCAGGACCAUAAGUACGUUCAUGACUGGGUACAGGGGGCAUAACUAAAGGGUAGAAAGAAAAAAACAAAACAAGCGCAGUUACGUUGUAUCACAAACGUACACCAGAAAAGCAUUGCCAAGGGUUUACAGCUUUGGGGCAGAAAUGGCAAUUAGCCAGUGGUUGUUUACACAAGCCACAGUGAAAAUGGCAGAAAGGAGAUGGUUACCAGGCAAUGGGUACAGUGCCGCCAAGGUGCCAUUACAGUUAGUAACAGGCACCGGUGGUGGAUACAAAAGGUCAGAGCUGUGUUAUAGGGUCUUCUAACCCCAAGCAGUAGAAAUUAAUGGUCAGUAACCUCAGAUAGUGAUAAACAGAACAUCACAGACCCAAAGUGGGCAAAAGCGGGUGUGCAUCCAGUGAGUGGUACCCCAGGGGCAUAAUAAAAGGAAGGGCAUUAUUUCUGGGAAAUAUUAGCAUGAAAACAUAUUCUUCAGGCUUCUCACUAAACACAGAAUUGUGGAGAAUUGGCGAAAAUAGCCAAACUCAAAAACAGCUGAAGUUGCAGAAUUUUUCCGUUUGUACAUUUUAUUUUGUGCAGUUUUUUUGUAAAUUGUGUGACUUUUCCGACAGCGCAGAAGGCUUGCCAUCUAGCAAGCAGCGGACUAUUUACAAUUUGUGGGCAAAAAAAUCCUCGAUGACACGAUCUGUUUUUAAAAGAUCCAAUGCAGUUAUUAUAUGUGAUAUUUACAGAGAUUAACAUUUAAAACCAAUAUAGCUCAACGUGUACUGAACUGUAUCUUGUAAUUUGACUGUCUUAUUGACUGCGGUGUGGACGACAAGGUUAUUUUUAAUUUUUAACAUCAGAUUUGGCUUUUUAGCUGUCGUUAAUAAAUUACCAAUGACCUGCUGGGUUAUAAUACUAAGGGACAGCUGGUGUGUCAAGGUCUGUUGUGUAGUGGUAGCAUGUUGUGUCCUUACCACAUGUGCUGACAGUUAGUCUCGAUCUCUCCUGUAUGUGUGCAGUGUGUGCCGAUCUGGAAAUACAAGGCCAGAGUUGUAUAUGCAUUUUAGAAUGGCAUGGAUGUUAUAGUAUGAAUUGUUACAGCUAGAACAUUAUGCACAGCAUUCAUCUGCAAAUUUACUUUAAAAACAAAAAAACUACAGUGGGUUGGAUUUAUUUACUUGUAAAUUGAAUUUUUGUAUGUGUUUACUUGUGCAGCGCUCCGCCUUGUGCCUUAUUAUAGAGUUAUUCACUAAGCUGUCCUGGGCUCGUCUCCCUUGUCCUUGCUUCUGAAGAACUUGGCAGGCAUAUCUACUUGGUGGGAAAAAGUAAUACAUUAUUUUAAUUAAGCAUAACACAUUGAUGUGCUGCGGGUCCAUAGAAGUUGUGCAUUUGUGAAAUGCAUUGAUCAAUUUUAAACCCCCAUAUGCAGUUUAAUUCGCUUUUAAAAGCAGCAAGAUGCUAUUCUGUUGAGUCUUAAGACUCUAUAUUUUACCAGACGGUCCCAAAUUAAGCUCUAUCAUUAUUUUGGCAACUCUUUCUUACCACGCAUUGGUCCAAGGCCUGGUCUCUUAGUGCAUUAAGGGUACACUCCAGACCACUAACUCACUUUAGCUUGCCGAAGUGCUUUGUGUGAAGAGUGUGUUCACGUUUUUCAUUUUACAAAAAGUGCAAAUUUCAGUAGAAAUUGACACUUUUAUAAAUAAACUUUGUUACACCCCUAGCUAUCAGACAACCGAUCCUGUUUCCUUCUGGUUUGUUAAAGGGACACUAUAGUCACACAAAAAUUUAGCUUGAUUAAGUAGUUUUGAUGUAUAGAUCAUGCCCCAUGCAGUCUCACUGCUCAAUUCUCUGCCAUUUAGAAGUUAAAUCGCUUUGUUUUUAUGCAGCCCUAGCCACACCUCCUUGCAUAUGACCUACAUAUCCUUCCUAAACACUUCCUGUGAAAAGUCAUCUAAUGGUCACACUUCCUGUAUUGCAAAUUCUUUUUAAUUUAGAAUAUCUUAUCCCCUGCUUUGUGAAAAGCUUGCUACUACCUGCAGGAGCCUCCUGUCUGUGACUUAAAGUUCAAUUCAGAGAGCAGGAAGUAAAAACCUUUCUAUAGUAAGCUACAGCUGAUUAAAAAUGAAACCAUUUUGUUUUCAUACAGGCUCUGUCCGUCACAGCCAGGGUUCUCAUUGAGCUGCACAAAGAAGUCUGUGAUUGGACAGCCACACAAAGUCUGGGCGGGGUUUGAAGGGGAGGGCUGGCAAAAGUUUCAGACAAAAGAUCUGCAGGUUUAGCAAACUAUUUUUAGAUAUAACCCAAUGAAUAAUGAAAUGCAUACAUGGUUGUUGUUUAUUUUUUUAAUAGUUUUAUUGGGGGUAUAUCUACCAAAUGGCUACUUUUUUUGAGGGGGGUGGGGGGCAACAGAGUGUCCCUUUAAAGGACCACUAUAGGCACCCAGACCACGUCAGCUAAAUUAAAUGGUCUGGGUGCCAGGUCCAUCUAGGAUUAAUGCUAUGUUUAGAAAUGGGUUAAUCCAGCCUCUAGUGGCUGUCUCAUUGACAGCCGCUAGAGGCGCUUCCGCACUUCUCACUGUGAUUUUCACAGUGAGAAGACGCCAGCGUCCAUAGGAAAGCAUUGAGAAUGUUUUCCUAUGGACUGACUGAAUGCGCGUGCGGCUCUUGCCGCACAUGCGCAUUCAGCCGAUGACAUCGGAAGGAGGAGGAGAGUCCCCAGCGCCGGGCUCCCUCGGCGCUGGGGACUCUCCUCCUCCUUCCGAUGUCAUCGGCUGAAUGCGCAUGUGCGGCAAGAAAGGUACGUUUUUAACCCCUUCCUCCCCCUAGAGCCCGGCGGGUGGGGGGGGACCUAUUAACACUAUAGUGCCAGGAAAACGAGUUUGUUUUCCUGGCACUAUAGUGGUCCUUUAAACAUGUUUAAAGGAAAGCGACAGCAAAUAUUGGUCACGUGUUUUACUAACUUAAACUGUUUUUGUUUUUUUGCUUGCACCAAAAUAGCAAAAUAUGAUUUUAUUCCAUUAUGUACCAAGUUCUUUUGGAGCAGACUUGUGAUCAUUUUAUAGCAUUCCUCUAGAUUAACACUGUAUGUAUUAUCCUUUAAUUCAAUUCCUCUCCUUGUUAUCAGAUAAUAAUUAUAAUUUUUCCAGUUAAAUAUUCAAGCUUCUUUCGCCACUGAUGAAAAGGAAUUCUAUCAGAAGGAUGCACUAGUCACGUUAUCUUUUCCACCUCCUUCAGAGUCCCCGGGAGUAAUUACAGAGGAUAAAAACCAGAUCGUAGGAAAUGGCAUGCAAUAAUUAUAAUAUUUGUGUCAACUGCACAUGAGAAGGGAUAAUUUUCUCCUCUCCUCGAGUAGAUAGUGGGACUUAUAAUCAGCAGCCAGAGCCGUGAUCUAAAAAUAGUCAGAAUGAGCAAGAGGUGGCCUGGCUGACAGUCUAGCUUUUGUUCUGGGGUCUCUCCCCUCCCCACGUUAAUAUAUUCCCCACCAAUUGUCCUUAGUACACUUUUUUUUUUUUUUUAUUUAAUUUAAAAUAUAUAAGAACUCUCUCUCUAUUUUUUUUAUCUGCUCUUCGGAAAGGAAGGAAAAACUAACUGUAUUUCAAUAUGCAAAUGUAACACUGUCAUUGCUAGGCACUGCUAUCACUUUAGGUUAAUUUUAAUGAGCACUGUUUAAAGGCUAGCACAUGAUUAAGUGUCACUGGUGGGACAACGGCUCAUUCUGCUGCAGGUUUUCUACCAAUCCCUUUAAUUGCAUGUAUUUGAAAACAGCAAAAAUGUAAUCUCUGUGCACUUAAAAAAGUGACCACAGGCACAUCAAUACCAUCUAAUGCAAUUGUUAGGCUGUUAACCGUUUCAGUUCGUAGAACUCCCACAGCUUGGUCUCUUGCAGAUAAACUGCAACAGAAGGUUAAUAUCUGGUUUUAUUGGCCUUCCCACUCUGUGAUGGUCUGUGCUGUCUGCUCUUUAACUCCAUUAUAGCACACGGUUUGAGAUUUCAUCUCCUCACUGGGCGGACAAUCGGGUGGUGGUUGAUGAUGAGAUGAUGGUUAAUGCUGGGAUACUACAAUGUUGCCAACUCCAUCCCAAAGCACCCAGCACUCAUCUUCCCUUUGUCAGUCCACUCCAUUUAUCUUCCGGUCUCUGCGCUCCUCACUGUCGGGAUUCUGUCAUCAUUUCAAGGAGAUCAGGAGCUACUUUGAUCUCUUCGGUCAGCACCAUUGUCAAAUGAUCAUUUCUCAUUCACAGUCCCAACAAAACUAAUUGGUUCCCUUGUAUUUUACUGCUUACCUGCUCUCGUUACACCUUACUGUCUAAUGACCAGUCUAAACGGACCGUGCUGGCUCCUGACUUCCUAGGUUUAGUUAUACUUCCUGUCCUGCUAUUCUUUUCUACAGAUCCCGUUUUCUACCUCUCAACAAUAAACAUACACUGACAUAAACCCUAAACAUCCUCUUACAGCUCUUCCCUUAUCACUCUGAACUUUCAGACUCUGAGAACCGGCUCAUCGUGUAGAUUUAAGAUUACUUACCGCUGUUAUGCUUAAAGGGACACUAUAAUUACCAGAACCAGUACAGUUUAAUGUAGAGGCUCUGGUGUCUAUAGCCUGUCCCUGCAGUGUUGUCACUGUAAACACUGCUUUUACAUAGUGUUUACAUUGCUGCCUAGUAACCCCUCCAGUGACCAUCACUCAGAUGACCACCAAAGGUGCUCCUAGUCCACUGCUGCAAAGCGUGUAGCACCUAUUUUCGCUGAACGUUCCCCGUAGAGAUGCAAUGAUUCCAUACAUCUCAUGCUGAUUGGGGACAGUGUUUUGCCACACAUGCACAAUAGCCCCCCAAUGCUUUCCUGUUGGAACACAUUGUAUUUGCUGAGAUCAAGAUUGAUGAUCUCAGCCAUGGAGGCAAGGCCAGCCACGGUGAGGACAGCGCGUCGGUGGAGAAAAGGAAAGUAAACAAUGGAGGCACCUGGGGAAGCGCCCCACCAGUUUUUAUUUGGCGGGGGGGGAAUUUAUUUUCCGUUGUUUAGAAACUCCAAAAUAUUUUAUUUUUAUUUUUUUCCUGGAAAAGUGAAUAGAGAAGCCGGCACACAGCACAUGUGCGCACUUUGGGUCAGUGAGUGUAAGGGAUGUAGGCGAAGUUGGCAGGAGGGAGGAUUUAAAUUAAAAAAAAAAAACAAAAAAAAAACUUACAAGUAGCGGAUGGAGGGAGUGUGGGAGGAGAGAUCCAGCUUCCCCUUGCAUCCACUCUGCCUGCAAGGGGAAGAUUUUCACGUCUGUUGUUAACGUGGAGUGUGCGCUGACAACAGACAUAUUUUAUGCACAGAGUUGACAUUGGGAAUCCUGGAACACAGUUCCACCACUGUAAGUAAAAUCUAUUUUAUAUCCACAGAAAUGGGCCGGGGACCUAAUCAUAUAUUCCUAAUACUAUAGUGUUUCUUUAAUGUGCCUUACAUCUUAGGGAUUCACUAGAGCAUGCAGUGAGGGAGUUUGUCCCUCUUUUAAUCUCCUACUAUUUCUCUUCCGUUUUAAUUCUUGUGCUAGUCUGCACCACAUCAAUGCCAGUGCGUUAUGUUUCACACAUCCCUUAUUCUUUAUGCUUGCACGCAUGGUACACAAAAUAUGCCAUCCCCUUAGCUCAGUGAAUCAAGCUCUGCGGAUUAUUAUUUACUGAUGUUCUGUACAAAAAAAAAAAACAUUGUUCUUAAUUUCUGUUCAAACAAUCCUGAUGUAAUCAUUGCAGUUUCUCAAAAACAGCAGUGUUUCACAUUGCAGGACUAAGGGGGACAGGGACACUGCACGCAGACCACAUAAAAUAGAUUUAAAGCAUAAAAUGUGCGUUUCUUUUAAUAAAUCGCUCUACAAUUCCCUGUCUAGUGAACAUUUUCACUGGCAAUAAUUUCAGCACAUUCGCAUAAGAUUCUCUUGCUAUUUAUUUUCUAUGAAAUGUGCACACCCCUAUUAAACAAAGUUUAUUUUGAAUGAGAUCCCAGGAAUGUUACAGAUUUUUCCGUUCGUGAUUCUCCUUGUUUGUAAAUGACUGACUAGAGAUUAUGUUGUAAUUUGCUAGACUGUAUUAUUGGUGAUCUAUUUAAAUCACUGAGUAAAGGCACUACAAUAAUUGAUAUAUACAUAAACCGCGUGAUGAAAUAUAUAUGUCCUAUAUAUAUACAUUAGAUGACCGUAAGUACACCUGACGUUGUGUAAGUUUGCUAAACUGUAAAUCUCUCCUUGCAGAGUACGGAGUCUGUGAAAAUCUCCGCAAGUUGGAAGUCACCGGUGUGUCAUGCAGAGAUGUCUACGUCAAACGUGAGUAGGUUCAGUUUGGGAUCUGAAGAGAGUAUUCUGACAAUAUAGUGCGUGAACCUGCCAUACUCUGGAAGGCGUCACAGACAUUGACCAAGGGGGCUGUGAUUGGUGUAUGUUUAGUGACAUAGCGUUGCUAUGUGAAAGCAGAACGUUGCUUGUUUGUAUGGGAGUGUUUACAUCUGUCGAACUAUGAACUACAUCACCCAUGAUCCUCCAUUUAGUAAUAUCUGCUGAUGGAUUAUGGGAGUUGUAUUUCACUGAAAUACUAAUUACAGAUCCAAAUAUAGCCUACCCUGGUGGAUACUUGUGAUGGAUUUGUCAGUACUGUGUUGGGUUAUACAGAGGGUUUACAACCAAUACAAACCUGGCUUUCAUUCCUGCUUAUGUGAGACUAUUUGCACACAGCACCACCCUUUCUACCUUUUAGCCACAUCCCUAAAUUCCUCUUUGAUUUUAUUAGCCUUGUAUUUGCAUUGCAACCUGUUGCAUAGUAUGUUUAAACUCCAUUACCCUAGUUACAUAAGAAGUAUAUGUUGCAAUGUUUUCCCACGGAUCUGUCAUGGGUUUCUCUGAAUCCUUGCUGCCAAUGGUAAGUUCACUGAAAAUUGAAUUGGUUAUAAUCUGGGUAAGAACCUACAUGAUCAUGGUGUGUUAUAUUUUACCCCCAUAUCUGAUCAGGGGACACGGCAGACUUGAAAAUGAAUGUGCUUCCCUAACUUGCUAUGUCUGUCCAGGUAUAAACCCACGGGUGAAGUCGGGGCGGUUUAUGAAAAUCCUUCCCGACUACGAACAUAUGGAAUACAGAGACGUGUAUACCUGUUGUACGUAUCAGAGUGACAGCUUUGUGUGCCAUACGAGUGGAGGUUGCUGCAUGAAUAGAUUGCCUUAACCUUUGCCCUCCUAGCACUUACUGGCUUCUCUGGUAGCGAAAUUAACUAAUUGCCAUGUAUAACUAAUAACCAUUUUGCUGUGUUGUUUUCAUGAUCUCAGCUACAGUGAUUUGCUAGACGAUAUUAACUGUCCUGAAUAAUGAACAUGCAAACUCUGCGUGUGAGCUACUAACUCGGUGUAAUUAUAACCCCAAAAUGAAGGCCAGAGCAAUGGCUUUCACCUAUCUUCCUAUUAAUGUCCUGUGUUGAUAAUGAAGAUACAUAGCUGGAAACAUGCCAAUAAUGCUAAGGAAAAUAUAUAGAAGGUUUAUAUUCCUCAUGUGUAAUAGAAUUUACUAUGUUGCUACAAAAUGGAUGAGACCCUCUUUCCUAAACACCCUCUCUCUUUCUCAAGGGACCAAGGCUGGUUUCUAGCUACCAAACCUAUCUCUCCCCUCCUAAUUACCCAGACCAAUCCACUGGUAAGACUACCCACCCAUCUGGUUUACCAUCUUCAUGUAUUCUCCCCAUGAAGAAGGCUCCACAACAAAAAUUGCCUCUGUCAUACCUAGCACAACCAAGUGCACCCACUAUCUUAUCUACGUAGUUAUGAGUACCCAUGGGGUCGACCUUCUGCUCCAGUAUUGGGACAAGGCACUGGACCUUACAAUACUCACAAUAUAACUGUAAAAGUACAGGCAGAGUCAUCUCACUGCAACCAUAAAAAAUGUUGGACCUUCGCUAGUCGAAUGCUGAUGAUACGGUUACCUUCUGUUAUUGUAUAUUAACACUUCUGUUCGAAAUCUUAAGCGAGCAAAUUUAUAUGAAAAUUAAAAAUAUUUUUUUUUUAAUAAAGAAAUAAGAGACCCUAAAUGAAUGUUAUCACUGCAAGGUAUGGUUUGCUGGGGUUUGUUUAUAAAGAGCAAUUUGUUGGCAAAAAUCAUAACGUGGUACAGUCACCAUGGAAACCAAUUGAAUGUUCACCUUGAUUGCUCCACUUUGAGCACAUUGCCCCAAAAUGUAAAAUUAGACAUAAAUUCCGUGUGCUACAUCCUAAUGUACAGAGUCGGCUGCUUAUGUAGGUUUGAUACUCUGUUAUGGGGCUACACAUAAAUAGCUAAGUAUCUGGAGGUCUGUUGAGUAAUAUAUUGGCAAUGGUGGAUAACUGCUAAUUUUUGCAAUUUCAGCUCGUUUUCUAAUGCAAAUAUUUUGGUUGAAAAUUUUCUGUUCUCUAGUGAAUUCUUUGUCGUUCUCCGCUAAGCGGCUAAAUUCUUUUUGUUUUAUUUUUUGAUUAACCUAGGUAGCUUUGCUCUGACAUCUGGAAGAUAUCCUCUCUGCACAGUCUCUGUUAACUUAUUCUGUUUGUUUCUGUCUGUGGCACAUUGUGUGUUUUAUCACUGUGCACUAUUUAUAGUAAUGCCAACUCAUAGCAGCCAGCUGUCUGCUGAGCCAAUCCUUGCACUGCCAGUCAUGACAUCCAUUCCUGAGACCAUGUCCUUGAGUUAGCAAUGCCCAUUCCCAAUGUGUGCACUUACUAAUCGGGUGUAUCUCAUUGGUUAUUUAAUAUUCCUCACUUAUAUUAUGACUUUUGAACGUUUGGCCUGCACCGUAUGAUCUUUUGUUAGUUCUACAACAUUACAACCCAACAGCAGAUAAAACUAUCUGCUCAUUCCCUAUUUAAAAACAGAUACUUUAUUAUUGACUCUAUUUCCCUGUCCCGAAAAGGACAUAACUACGCUGUAUGUCACACGGCGUUCCAUAUAUCUUACAGAUCCAUGUACAGGAAAUGUCUCCGGAAGGGAAACUAUUCCAUUCUGUUGGAAUAUCCCAGGUGACUUUUUUUAUAAAGAAAAAUAUUCUCACCCUAUAACCGUAGCGUUAUGAUGUUGCUGUAGGUGAAUAAAUCAUGAGCAUUUUUUUUCUUUUGAUCUAAAUAAUUUUGUUGCAUUUUGUUCCAUGCUAUAUUUUGUAUAGUACGUGCAUACAUGAUGGCACAGCUCCCUGCUAACUUCCAGAGUUUCUCCACUAACCUACCUUUUCAAUGGACAAUGGACAAUAGUGGGAUUGUGUGUGUGUGUGUGUGAGAGAGAGUGUGUGUUUUUUAAAUAGAGGACUAAGUAUUGCAGGGAGGCGGAUAGGGCUAAAAUAAAGUAGGGAGGGUAUAAAGAAGCUCUGAUGACGUGUUCUGGGUGUGUAACUACAAAAGUCCAUAUUUCUCUGUAUGUGCAGCAUUUUAGGCAGGAUUAAUGCCCAUACAGAUUCCUAUCACCAUGUCCACGUCUAAAAGCAGAUGUGGUCAUGGUAGUUGAAUGAACUAUUUACAUUUGAAAGCAAUGUAAUGCGAUCAGUCGCUCAGGGCCUGGUCAAUAUAAUGGUGGGAACAUGCUGACGAUAACACUGGGAUUAAAUUUUGUGUCCUUGCCCACAGGUUAAAAAGCACCGAUCUAAGCAAAUCAUAGGUUUCACUAGUACGUUCUCAUCUGUCAGUUCACGUAACUGAAAGGAAAGCCGUCUUGACAGACAGAAGUAACUCAAAUAAAGUGCAUCAUAGGUUAUGUUGAAGGAACGCUACAAUCACCAUAACCACAUCAGCUCACUGUAGUGGGUAUGGUACCAGUAGUGCCCUGGCAUCCCCCUUAUUGUAAGUGGUUUGCCUUCUUACCUGAGGUCCAUUGGUGUUGCACCCGCCUCCACUGCUAAUGUCGAAGCGACAGAAGUUUCUAUGCAGGGAAUCUGUUACCUCGUCUGAGCCGAGCCCUACAAUGCUGGUCUUGGCCCAUUUGGCUGAAAAUGGGCACUCUUGGCACCACUGCCACUACAGCGAUUUGUAGUGGUUAUAGUGCUUUAUUUUACUCUAAGUGUACAUACCUUCCUGAAACUAAAAUAUUAGCUGCGCUGGAGGAGUGGCCAGCAGGUCCAUGCUGAUCUACGAGGGGUAUGCAGUCCAGAUGUUUAUCUUUUGAAAAUAUGUUCUUUUACUAUAAACACAUUAAAAUGCAUUUGGCCAUAAAAUGUUGGCACAUUGAUAGAAGUGAUAAAAACCCUGGACUCUAAAUCGCAGCAUGGAGUUUAGAAUCCGUGAACCCUGUUGUGUGCAAACCCCCUGUUCCUGGGUGCAAUUCUUGUUUUUUGAGAGAGCGUAAAUAAUAAAUAAAAUUAAAAAAAUAAAAAUAAUGUAUGUAUUGGUAUCCUGUAGGAUAUUAGGCAGCAUUUAACUCUAAUACACACACCUCUUCUUGUUAUGAAGAGGUUAGUCACUAUAAUUCCUUGUGUCCUGCAGUUUAGUGAUGUCUGUGCACUCUGUGUGUGUGUGUGUUAAAUGCCGAGACCGGCUGGCAGGCUCUAAUAUGAUUGUGUCUUGUCCCCCACAGUACUGCAUCAAUACCGCCAUAUCCUGGGACUGUGGCAGCCUGAUAUCGGCCCGUAUGGAGGACUGCUGAAUGUGGUGGUAAGUGGUAAUGCUGGCUGAAAAAACUCCCCUUUCCUUCUCUAUUGACCAGAAGAAUGAAUAUUCCGUGUCAGUCAUCCCGUAUCGCUGUUAAAUUGAGGACCAACAUUUUCUCCAAUUUGUUCGCUGUAAAUGUGACUUUGCAGCUGAAUGACUGACUGCAGUGAGCGGGUAAUUUCUCCCUCUUCACUGAGCUGAAUGACCAGGCAUUCCACUUUUUAGGACAAAAUGGUAAAAAAAAAUUUACAUUUUUUUUUAAAAAUUCCCACCUUCGCUAUUCGAUGUAAAACUUGCAAUUCCAUUAAUUCUCCACCACUCCUUCUUUAGUGAAUAAAGACCGCAUCACGUGAAUGUUAGCUGGAUUGCUAGUGUAAACAUUGCUGUAGUUUAAUUAGCGGGAGAUGUAUAACCAGUUAUUAGAAACUGAGACAUUUUAUAAGGAGACACUAGACCCCCCCCUCACCCCCCGGUCUGUGCUUCAUAUUUUGUCAGUCCUGAUUCUCAUUGGUCAAUGCAAAAUAUCAGACACUCAAUCAAAAAUAGCACAUCGGGUGAACCGUAAAACCAGCUAUGGAUUAUUUCCCUAAACUUGACAUUGUUGAAAAAUUGACAUCUGAAUCACAAAAUAUCUGAACUAGGUAACUUCACCACUUCUCCACCCUGGGUCGCCAUGGAAUCUUCCAGUUUACCUAAUCCUUUUCCAUGACAACUUAUUUUACAGUAUAUGAUUAUUUAUGUAUCUAUUUUUAUAUGUAGUUUGACGUUUUUACCUUUUUUUUUUUUUCUCCCCCCUUUGUAGCGGGGGAGGGCGAGUUGCAUUUGAAUCUCUAUUCUUUUGUUGUAUAUGGCAAACUCCUUAACUGGUCACAGCCAGUAUCCCAAAGGAGCUGUUAUUAGCUGGAGCGUAUGAACUCUACUUACAGCUGAGCAGCACAUUCCAGCUUUGCCUGUAGCAUUGAUAUACUUCCUUAAAAUCCAGGCAAAGUUUCUUAAGGAGCUCCGUUGCAAUCCCCCAUCUCUGUGCUUGAUUUGGAUGAGUAACACUUCGCUACAUGCGUCUUAUCGCACUAUAAGCACCUUACUCUGCAGCUGCAAAUCAAGCGAUGUCACCGCUACACACUGUGCCUCCUGCUGUACUUGUCAGAUAAGGCAGGGGAGUACGAGCUCAGCCCUCUGUAUAGACAGCACUGCAUGUUUCAUUCCACUGGGACACAUCAUGCAGUGACAAUGCAAUCCAUUUCUAUUUAGUCGCAGUGGAACAUUGCUGACUCUCCCCUCUCGUAAGAAGACAUUGUAUUAUUAUUGCAGGAAUAAAUUGAGACACGUCAAAUGUGUGUUGUGCAUUCCAGCACUAAGCAUUCUGCCAUUUCAUCAAUAGAAUGUAUGCUGAAUCAUCUUGUACGCUAAAAUAGCAGAAUGGGAAAAAUGUUAGUUCGUCUUAGGGGGGAGUGAAAAAUAUGCCGUUCAUAUUUAUUUAUUUUUUUCCUUUUAUUUUAUUUUUAUUAUUUUUUGGCGCAAUUCCUGAUUUGAUUAAAGAAAAAUCGCCCUAAGCAUUUGGGUGUUUAGCAGGUUCAUUAGUGGACUCAUUAAGAAUGAUUCACGAGGGUAUUUUAUUAAGUAAGAUUAGCAGAGCUGGAAAAAAACCCUCUUCAUCACAGCUCGUUAUCCACCCAGCCCACCAGUUAUGAAUUAUCAGACUGAUUUUGCUUAUUUGAGUAUAGCUUUAUAGACAUUUCUGUUAUUCUUCAGUCACUGGACAACAACAGGUGAUGUGUUUUGUACGCAGGUAGAUGGCUUGUUUAUCAUUGGAUGGAUGUACCUGACCCCACAUGAUCCCCAUGUCGAUGAACCAAUGAGAUUAAAGCCUGUCUUUAGGAUCCAUUUGAUGGAGAGGAAGUCUGCGACAGUAGAAUGCAUGUAUGGACAUAAAGGACCUCACAAUGGGCAGAUCCAGGUAACAUUCGUACAGAUUGUAUUUUACAAAUUAUAUCAAACCGUGCUGUGUAAUGGACAUCUGUUACACAGUGACAUGGAGGAUGUUGGUACUUUUUAAAAUAAGUUAACAUCUUUGAGUUGAGUGUGUGCUUUGGUCUUUGACAGUUGGUGAAGCCAGGCUACCCAGUUGAUAAUGUGAUGGUUCUUCCUUACAGAUUGUGAAAAAGGAUGAAUUCUGUACCAAGUGCCUGCAAACAGAUUAUCAUCGGAUGUCCGGAGGAAGACAAGAGGUAACCGCUAUUGGUUUCUAUCCAGAAAAUCAAACCUGUGUUUUUCUGACCUAGGAUCAAAGCAAAAUUUCAAGAAGAGUACAAUUUAUCUUGCUUAGAUUCUUGCUUUCAUGUGGAUAUAAAUAAACACUAAUGAGCCCACUUUCACUCAUGUUCUACCAAGAUCCAUAUUUGACACCCCACCCUGUUCUCCACACCCAACAGAGGCCUUUAUGUGUUUUAGGGUGUAUUUUUGGAGGUGAUGCAGGGCCACCAUGAGUAACUGUUCCUAUGAUCCCGAGAAUGAAUGAAUGGUCACAGCUAAUUCAUUAACACUGCAUCCUGCUCCUGUUUUUGUAGGAAUUUCGGACCUGGCUGAGAGAAGACUUGGGACGGACACUGGAGGAUAUUUUCCAUGAGCAUAUGCAGGAACUAAUCCUGAUGAAGUUUAUCUACAUCUGCCAAUAUGAGUAAGUGAAGGUAACCCUAACUACCUCUAAUGCUACAGACUCCCUUUACACCCACCUACCUCCAAAUCCAGCCUUUAUAUAGUGUCCUUCCAAACCUAUCCUCACCCUCUCCUCCCAGAUGUUGUUUAGAAUGGAGAUGUAAUGCCUCUGUGGUCUUAUACAUGUAUCCACGAUACUGUGUCACGGUUUAAAACUCUCCAUUUCAAUUGGUCCAAAUUGGCAUUGAAAACCUCUGGAUGUUUAAACCUUUUUGAGGGUGCAUAAAUUGGCAAAGAAAAUGUUCAUUUCUUUUCUUCACAGCAACUGCCUUACUUACCGCCGUAUAUAUCACCCACUUAGUCAGCCUGAUGAUCUUUUGUGUCCAGGAUUUUUUAAGGGGACGUACGGAAGCCACGGACUGGAGAUAGUCAUGCUGAGUUUCCACGGGACGUUGGCAAAGGUGACAAAAAUAACGGUGAGUACCGCGUGACUCAGGUCUUCCUUGGCCUGACGCCCGUGAGGAUUAGGUUGUUAGGUUUGUUUAUUUUUCCAUGAAAAAUUUGAAUCUUAUUAUAGGAGUUUUGUAAGAUGCAUCAGGAAAAAACAACGUAAUAACUGAAUUAAAAACUAAAAUAAUAAAUUCAACAUCAUUGAUAACUUUUCAAAUUUGUACAAUUUAUAUUUCAAUACAUAUGAAUUAUCACUGGUAUAACGCAUUCAAUCAGCUACCUUAUGUGUUUUUAUUUUGCUUUAUGUGAAAUGCAAGGGUGGGCUGGCACAGGCCGGCUUUUGAUGGAAAUUGCAAAUGUCCCAUGAUUGCUUAGGAGUAGUUUGUGGAAAGAUGAUGCCUGACGCCAUACGUUUGGAAAGUGAACAGAACAUUUUAGCACCCCUCUCCACAGUUUACAGUUAAACAGCUUCUUGUGGAGCACAGGAAAGAAGACCUCUUUUUAUAUUAGAAAAGGAAAGAAAUGUAAACUUGGCAACCAACAUUUUUUUUUUUUUUUGUAAAUCUUGUUUAUUGAGUCAUGAAAGUCAGCAAAAAUUAGGCUCGCUAGCCAGCAAAAGGUACAAAGUUAACAAUAUGUCAUAAAAAACAAGCGUAAAUGCAAUAUAAUAACAGCGUAACAAUUCACGCUAGGAUCGUAAACUCCAAUGACUGGUCAAUGUAUAAGUUCUGUGUUCCCUUUCCGUGUUUGGAAAUGUUGUAGGCGAGCUUUGCCCUAGAGUGAUGUAUCAGUGUAUGUGAGUAUGUGUGCGUGUGUACUCGCAAAAUACAGCAACUCUUGGUGUUAACACAGCGAGAGGACGAGGCCCAUCAGCCUCAGAGCAACCAACAUUUUGACACCAUAGAUGUCUUUGUGAACAAUUUGAAAGGGAACGUCACGUGUGAGCUGCUAUAAACAAGAGAGAUCCACCUAAUGUUAAAAGAUUGGUUCACUUUAAAUCUUUUAAACUGCACUACGGGAGUUUAUUUUUAGGUAAUAAACCUCUCUCCCUCCUGCACAGACAGAUGGAGAAUUGGUGAUGUCACCAAAUUAUUUAGAUCUUAAGGCUUCUCAAACUUCCCUCUUCUCCAGGGAUACGAAAUCUGCCAAUAUGUCACAGUAUGAGUCACGCAGGGGUGAGACUGUGGUCUAAUGACACUUACUGGAGCGUGUGCUAAGCUUUAGCCUAUUGUCAUUUGUGCCUGGCCACUAAUCAGAAGGGUUUAUUCACUAAAUUCCAAAUUGUAAUAAACUGAAAACCAAUCUGCAAAAUUUAGGUCUAAAUAGCCAAGCUGUGACUAUGGGAGAGUUGUUUUAAAAAAAAAAAAAAAUUUCAAAUCAAAUUCAAAUUUGUGUCUAAAAUGUUGACAUUCCUUUUUUAAUUUGCUAUAGUUUUGAUGUUGAGUGAAUAGUAACUUUAAGCUGUAACGUUUGUGCUUAAGUCCGGUUUCGAUAGAAAGCAAUCCCAUAGGGCCCCGAAUUAAAAAAACAAACCACAAAUAUGUGUGAGAGCUUCCAAACAGAUGAGCCCUCAUUUUCUCGUUCUGUUAUGGCAACAUUUUUCUAUAUUUAACCAUUAUCUGCUGAAAUUGAAUAGAAAUAUAGAAAUCCUUACUGCUCUGUCAUGGAAGUGAGUGUCUGCCAUAUGCCCAACUUGGAUGGGUUUUGGAUAGCAAACUACCCCCUGACAUCAGAUAGAAAGAGGGAUAAUGGACAGUAUUAUGAUGUGAACCAUCUUUGAAAUUUUCUGCUGUUUUUUAAACGUUGUUUCCAUGGAGACAGUGACAAGGGACCUCUAUGCACCAAAUCACUGCAGUGAUCAUAGGCUGUCAUGGGGCUUAGAGAGUCCCUUUUUAUGGUUUUAGCUUACACUUUUACACUGUCUGUAUUAAAACAGCAUAUAUAUAUAAUAUAUUAGCAGAGAACGGGAUGUGAGUGAGCGUGUCUUCACACAACCAAUAAAUUGUACUAAUUUGUAACGCCACAUAUACUGUAGGAUUAAAGGUAUGUGCAUCUUAGAUCAUGUCGAGGAGAAAAAAGUAUGCUGUUAACCAGUUUUGCUUUCGUUUGCAUCUAGGGAGAUCCGAAUGUCCCUGCCUGUCAGCAGACCCUGGAAAUCGAUCUGACGCGACCAGUUCAGCUCCCCGAUGUUGAGCAUCUGCGGAAUUUUGAUGAGAUGUCCCGUCUCGUACUUGACGUGCAGGCGCAGAUACACAGAGAGCAGCGGCUGACUGGCAGUGAUGAGGAAGAUGGCAGGGAGGUAGCUGCUGUCCGUGGAGAGCCUGGUCGGCCGCUCUUACCUGUCAAGAGGCCCGAAGACAAAGAUGCAAACAAAGUGGGUGCAGAGGAGAAUGAUGAACAGGAGGCCCCAGCCCACUCAUUUGUCCUUCCUGAUGGGGUGACGGCAAGAAGUGAAGAGUACCCCCGUAGCUGUAAGAUGUGGUAAGCAGUGCUCCCCACCAGCACUUAUUUAUAAAAUCUAGUCCUCUUCUUAAUUUCUCUUUUAUCUCUCCUGCUGUUUAUCUCUGCUUUUUUAUAAUUUUUUUUUAUAAAUUCAUAGCACACAGGGGGCAGGUCUGUUUAAGUGCUGCAGAGAUCCAUAAAUGGUCCGAAAUCCUUGUGUAUUUUCUUUCCAUUUGCAGGGGCUGAGCUAUGUUACCUGGUCCUUCCGGGCAGGGCUGUCUUUAAUAUUGAAUGGACCCUGGGCAACCAUUUGCUUGGGGCCCCUGGACCCUGCCCCCUGACAGACUUACUGACACACACGCAGACACAUAAACUGACAGACAUACUGACACACACAUACAAAGACAUACACAGACAGACAUACUGACACACAUAUACUUGUACACAUACACGGACAGACAUACUGACACAAGCACACACAUACACUGACAGACAUACUGACAUAAACAUACACUGACAGACAUACUGACCGAUAUACUGACACAAGCACACACAUACACUGACAGACAUACUGACAUAAACAUACACUGACAGACAUACAUAAACAUACACUGACAGACAUACUGACACAGACACAUACACAGAUAUAAACAUACACAGACAGACAUACUGACAUAAACAUACAAUGGACAGACAUACUGACAUAAAUUUACACUUUUAUACCCACCCUCUAGUUUCCUACCUUGGAAGGUGGUUCCCCAGUGUCCAGACUGAAGGGUGAGGCUGUUGGGAUCUGCCUCUCCCUGCACAGGCUCCCACUUUCGUCUCCCGCGCGGCUCCUCUCUUUAGUGGGAGGAAGUGACUCGCAGCCGUCCCUGCCUCCCAGCGCUGCCGAAAAGCAAAGGGCCUGGUCGCGCUGUUAAAGGGCUACAGUGUGUGACCGGGCCCCUGCUUACAAUACCUGCCACGGGUCAGCUGCUUUGGGCCCCCAAGUGUAAUUGGGCCCUGGGCAGCUGCCCCGUUUGCCCACGUUAAAGAGGGCCCUGCUUCUGGGCCCCCCCCCCCCAAUGGAUAACUCAUUCUAUCUAUUUGUUUUACGUGGUUUUUUUGUCUGAUGGUAGUUAUACAAUGUAAUUUCCCUGCAUGUGGCCCAUGACCACCCAAUCACAGGGAGUCACGGGAAAACUCGGGACAAAAUGUGGCACAGAUGGCUUGUAAAAGCAGUGGAGGUAAGUCUGUUUUUACACCUACCUUUUCUGCACACUUUUACAAAAGAAAAUCUGUCAUAAAUGCAAAUUGAGUUUUCAGUACUACUAAAUAGGAGGGCAAAUUAAAAUAAAAUAAGAUUAUUUUGUAUCACAUUUGCAAAUGCCUUUCUUUUUUUUCCCCCAUGCCAUUUUAAAGCUUUUAUGGCACAGGGCUCAUCGCUGGCCACGGAUUCAGUAGUCCAGAACGGACGCCAGGCCUGUUUAUUCUCUUUGAUGAAGACCGAUUUGGAUUUAUAUGGCUAGAGCUCAAAUCUUUUAGCUUGUACAGUCGAAUGAGGGAUAAAUUCCAGAGAGCAGAUGCUCCAUCUCAAGCAGCCUUUGACGAAAUGCUCCAGAAUAUGCAGUCAUGGACAACAUGAAGGUGCCGAGGAACACAAAACACAGGGCAGAGAGAGAAGAGGCCGAAAAACUGGAUCCAGAAUAAAAAAAUAUCACUAUUUGUGAUCAAAGAAACGAUAUUCCAACCUUGGUACCUCGAAAAAUCAAUGCAUGCACUUUCCACGCAGUCAUUUUUAACCCUUUCUAUGCCAGAGGGGCCUGCAGAGCAACAAGAGUUAAACUGCUUUUACCAAUGUUGCUUAAAUAACUUUAACAUGUGUAUAUAGCAAGCCUCACACUGUAAUAAUGUAUAAAUAUAUAAAUAUAAUUGUAUGGCUUCCUAAUGAUCCCAAGGCUGUGAGUGACCGGUCCUAUUUUUGUAAACUUCCUUAGUAAAUAGGAAAACUGCUGCUAACCUUCGGCAUAUUUUCGAUACUGAAAUCGGGAUGGAUCAUUACAGCAUCUCCAUGACCUUGUGUGGGCCAGCAACAUUGUGUCUGUUAGAUAUUGUGUGAUGCUAAAUUGGUUCCAGAAGCGAAAACAGAAUUAUGUAGGUUGUGAUCAUUAUUUAUUUUAAAAUAACCUGAAGUAAAGGGGGUUGAUUUACUAAACAGUAUGACAUCUGACUUGCAAAAAUUACCAUUAAAAAGCCAAGUUAAAAGCAAAAAACCCUACCUUUACUGAGGAGGUUUGAUCCAAUUCUGCCAUGAUGGUGCAAGUUUGCAGGUUAUUUGCCAAUUUACUGUGUGUCACUGUUCAGUAACUAUGCCCCAAGCAUCAUGCCUAAUUUGGAAAGUAAUGAAAACAUGUUCAGUGUUCAGGAGGCUUUGUUGUGGUUCACUAACGGGGUUGUGCACUAAAGCGUAACAUUUUGGAAUUCUAAAAUAUAUAUAUUAUUUAUUUUAUUUUUUAAUUCCAAAAUGUUAUGCUUUAGUGCACAACUAGGUGCUGAGUUUUACAAAGACCCUUCCCAAGUGGGCCUCAUAACCCAUAGGUUUGGGCUAACUACCAGGGUGAUUUUGCCUCCGUUAUUUUUUAGUCCCAGGGAUAUGAACAUUCAGGGAGCAUUGUUUUGUACAUAAAGUGCCACGUUUGUAAAACUCUGCAAAGCAGAUCUGUAGAGCCCCUACAGUAAUUCAGUGGGUUCCAUAAUCACUCUCGUGACUUCCUGUUAAGUUGAUUGAUCCAGAGAGAAACUAGUCUAGUAGGAUUAAGAAUAUGUUUGUUUUAUUAUUUUAUUGGGGGGAGGGGGGAGUUUGUUAUUUUUUUGUUUACGGUCACAACAAUGUUUGUUUAUUUAUUAAAUGGUGUGCUGAGGCUAUUUGACCAUGAGCGUUUAUUGAGGAUUUGUUGGAAGAAUGGACAAGGGAGCUUUAUACCAAAUUAGUUGAGCUGGUGGGAGAAUUUUUCCAGUGCAGCUAUUUUGGUCUGAAAUUUAGCAAAUAAACUCAAAAGAUUUAUAAAUUGCCUAAUUACUGGCCAUCAAACUUUAUACCAUCAAUAAUCCGUAGGAGAAACUUGUGAUUGACCUGAGCAUUGUUAGAUAAUACAUGUUUAUUAUAUAGGGUAUAAAUAUGAAAGUCACCCAUACAGUAAUCUAAUUAUAUACAGUAUUAUCUAAUAUAAUUUUUCAAUGUUAUUUUUAAUGUUCUCUAAAAAAGAUUCUGCCUUUUUAGUAAUUAUACAUAUCACCCUGAGAAUUUCCUCAUAGUGUAAGAGUAACUCUGUAUACAUUUUGCAGAGCAAGACGGCUGAUCGUGAACCUAAAGCCAGUUUGGCUUGGAAACCAAUCAGAAUACAGAACUGGAAAUAACCAUGUAUUCUGAUACAGACAGACAGGUUUUCAGUUGGUAUUCACAAGUCCAGUGCUGUAGAAGCACAGAUUCACUUCACCGGAACAUGUAUUAGGCCAAUUUCAUUUUUCCUGGCAAAUCUUUAUUAUAUGGUUCUAUCUGUGGUUAAUAUAACGUAAAAUGUUCCACUAGGUCAAAGUGGAACGGCCACAAAAAAACCCCACUUUUUUAUGAAGAGAGAUCGAUCUUGCGUCGUAUGAAUGUUAGAGAUGUCUAUAUGAGAAUACUAAUAUUUUCCUUUAGUUUCCUGUUAAUAUUUGAUUGUUUUUGUAUUGUAACCAUAUCCUAUUACAAUCUUAACAGGGAGUCACAUGAUUUUUGACUUUUAAAUUGUAGGAUACCAUCAGGUAUCUAGGAAAAUCGCAAACUGGAGCAAAUUAAAAACCAGAUUGCUAAACAUUGGUGAGAAUAUUUUAAACCAUGCAAAAUGUAGGCUAGCAAGAAUACGCAAGUUGUAUGAAAGUGGUUUUAACUACAAUGUGUUUGUUAGUGAAUAUAUAUUUCAAUUCCAUAUAUAAUAUAGUGUUUAAAAAAUAUUUUGUAAAAUAUCUAAAGCAUUUGAAACGCUAACUUCAGCUUACUGUUUAGUGAAUAAACCCUUAAUUGAUGUGUUUGGUAAGUCCUUUAUAGGAUAACUCUUGGCUUAUUUAUGUUACUGUAAAUUUUAUAAACUUGACCAGGGAAUUCCAUUUUAGUCCAAUAUAGCUGAGCUAGAAAAUAUUGGAGUUUAGAAAUUUUCCAGUGUAGCUGUUUUUGCCUAAAUGUUGCGAUUACCUUGUCAAUGCACCAUAAAUCCUGAUUUGGUGAGCAAGUGAGUGAUGCUGGGGAAUCUAAAGAAAUAACAUAAGUCUAAGAAAUAAUAUAGUAUCAAUAUCCUUCUGAAGAUACGGUUUCCAGUACUGCGUGCAAUAUUCAAUUGGAGUAUUGUACACAGUACCGGAGACCGUAUCUUCAGAAGGAUAUUGAUACCUUAGAGAGGGUUCAGAGAAGGGCUACUAAACUGGUUCAUGGAUUGCGGGAUAAAACUUACCAGGUAAGGUUAAAGGAUCUUAACAUGUAUAGCUUGGAGGAAAGACGAGACAGGGGGGGAUAUGAUAGAAACAUUUAAAUACAUAAAGGGAAUCAACACAAUAAAGGAGGAGACCAUAUUUAAAAGAAGAAAAGCUACCACAACAAGAGGACAUAGUCUUACAUUAGAGGGGGCAAAGGUUUAAAAAUAAUAUCAGGAAGUAUUACUUUACUGAGAGGGUAGUGAAUGCAUGGAAUAGCCUUCCAGCUGAAGUGGUAGAGGUUAACACAGUGAAGGAGUUUAAGCAUGCGUGGGUUAGAUAUAAGGCUAUCCUAACUGUAAGAUAAGGCCAGGGAUGAAAAGUAAUAAAAGUAUUUAGAGAAUUUGGGCAGACUACAUGGGUCGAAUGGUUCUUAUCUGCCGUCACAUUCUAUGUUUCUAUGAACACGUCUAAAGGGUUUCUCCAGCCCUAUUGGCUAUAUUCUAUUUGCAUCCCUAAACCAAACACUCAAAGGGUGUUUUUUUAACCCCUUAAGCACACAUGACAUGUGUGACAGGUUUCAUGAUUCCCUGUUAUUCCAAAAGUUUGGUCCUUAAGGGGUUAAAGGUGUUUUGCUUGCCUCCAUCCAGUGCCAAGGUAAGUUCCCCAUCUGUCAAGGGUGUUGCUCUGAGGGCCAAUCAAAAGCUUCUCAAUGAGAAGCCUUUGGAGAAUUUUAAAGGGCUCAGCGCGCAUGGGCCUGCAAAGGGAGGGACUUCCAGGCUGCCUUAGUCACUUCUGCUGGGGGUGCAACUUGUUCCCAGCACACAAUUAAAUAUAUCUCUGGAUAUGCAGUGUUCCAAGCUGACACACUGCACUUCCAGAUUCCUGCCACCAUGACCACUUCAAAAAGCAGACUUGGUCUUUGGAGUAACUCUUUUAACCUUGGUAGAUAAAGUUAAAAUCCAGAAUUAACCUAGGAUGAGCUUAAGAUGGCAAGUAUUAAGAAAUGUCCUCACUCUGUGAUGGUCACUAACUGCAACCUACUGUGUCAGCUUUACAUGUUCUCAAUAUAGGCGAUCACUUCACUCUGUCCUCUGAACAGAGUUUAUAUUAAAGCUGCAGCACAGUCUCUUUAAAUAUUGAGAGGGUGACCUGCCUGCACACUAUAGCUACUCACGCUUUCAUUUUUUUUUUUUAACCUGGUUCUGUAGUCCAGCUGUCAGGUAGGUAUAAGGAACAGUACUGCACUCCACAGUUGUAAAGAAAGCACUCCAAAUUUAUUGAGGUUUCAGAAAGGUCAGCCGUGUUUCCACCUACCAAGUGCUGUUAGUCAAACUUGACAAAGAACAUUUGUUGAAACGUUGCUUGACUUUCUUAAACCUUCAUGCUUUUCUUAAGAUUGCAGAGAGCUGGACCGUUCUUUAUACUUGCAUAAUACAGAGCCUCCUCAGUCUCACGGCUGUGAUUGGCACGGACGCACGCAGUGAGCAGAGAUAAAAUAAUAGAUCACAUUUGCUCUACUCCACCAAGACUUGCAUUUGUGUCUUCAUAUUAUUUGGACUUUAGCGGAACCUGUCACUUUGUGUGACCUAUACAUUGAAAGGAAUUUAUUUACUAAACAGUGACUUAUGGAUAGAAUUAUUGAAUUGUAUAUUUUAUGCCAAAAUAGUUAGGUUGGGGCUGGAUUGCUACAAUGUGGAAUUUUUCCCCAACUCUGCUAAUUUCACCUAAAUGUUACAAUUCCGUAUCUGUCUCAUUCAGAAACGUAGAGUUGAUUUCCCAUAGCAAAAACUCUGAAUAAUUUGUAACUGUGAUUGUUGGCAAAUCCUGAGUUUGUUUUAAAGUGUUGAUUUGCAUGGCUGAAUAUAUUAUGGGACAGCACAAUGAACAACACCGCUCAUUUUAUGAGUUUUCUUUUUUUAUGACAUGGUUACUCUACAUAAGAAAUCACCACCCUAUUUUAAACACUUUCUGGUAAAAUGUUAACGAACUCAAUUCAUAAUUAAAAUAUUCCAUUUGGGGAGAUUUAUCAAACAGCUGUGCUCUAUAAAGUCAUAUGAAGGUUUAACAGUGGAGAAUCAUGAUGGAAACCAAUGGAAUUAGCCAGUGUGUGCUUUUGGCGACUACUCUGCACUUCCAACGUAGAACUUUCUGAUGGAGAGCAGAGCUAAUCGUUGAAUAAACCACUGAAAUAUUCCGCUAGUUUCUAUGGUGACAGCUCCACUUUUACAAUUUUACCUAACAUUAUCCCUUUUUACAUCAACCCAUUGUAUGCACUGAUUUAUAGUUUACAGUUACAUGUUCUGUCUUACUGUGUUUUUUUUAGAUCCAGGUUUGCGGGAAAUGUCGAAAUCCUUUUUAUAAAUUUUGGUUUGUGCUCCUUUUAAUACAAGACAAUCAACGAGUGUUAAAAGACCAGCGCUGUCCGUUGCAGGUUUCACUUCCUGCGAUAAUGCCGUAAUGAUUGUAACAAGUCCAUUAUCACACAGAAUUAAAUAACUUGUUUUCUUUUCUGAGGAUUACUAGAAGCAGCUUACAAACACAAAAGAGCAGAUAUCCGCAACGUUUCUCAGUCCUGGACUACAACACCCAUAAUGCCAUGCAAGCCACAAACUCAACAGGUGACCAGCAUGGCAUUAUGGGAUUGGUACGUUGAUUACAAGUGAGAUAAAUAUCCUUGUCCAAAGCCAUAAGUGUAUGGUGCAGUGAUACUUAUAUACACUGAUAUUGUUGAUUUGUUUUGUUUUUACUAAUGUGUUUUUUUUUAUGUGUUUCUGAAGUUUUAAGUUUGUUUUAGCAAAUGUUUUUAAAUGUAUUUAUCUCUCCUGGGCCUCUGAUCUAUGUGCUGUGGGUUAGGAAUUUUCUGUAUAGGAGUAAACAUUAAUUCAUUCAUUUAUUUAAAAUAUCAGAAUACCACUAGGUCUGUAGAAACUCUGUUUGAGUCGCACACAUGUCCACCUCUUCUCCAUAAUUCAAACUGAUGUGUCAAAAUAUAAAGCGUGUUACUCUUCAGGAAAAAGAAUUUGGAGUGAGAAAUGUUGUUAAUUAAAUGUCACCUGAAAUUCAGAUCUUGUCUCCUGUAUUUUACAUUUCUCCGUUCUGACAGUGCGGAGUCAUUUGUGUCACACACAUUUACGAGAGAGAAUAACACAGACAGUAAAGAAAUUGGAAGUGACGUGUCUUGGAAUUAAGGAGUCUAAUGAGAAAAUUCUCAUGAGCUAUUCACAU